Messenger RNA from Lucilia cuprina (Australian sheep blowfly), 4209 nucleotides. It is a transcript of the gene KCNQ, whose product is annotated as potassium voltage-gated channel subfamily KQT member 1. The transcript is spliced from 21 exons. Gene Ontology annotation, cellular component: membrane. Gene Ontology annotation, biological process: transmembrane transport; potassium ion transport. Lineage: Eukaryota; Metazoa; Arthropoda; Insecta; Diptera; Calliphoridae. The record is from RefSeq and is a predicted model, not a curated record. Bases 1308 to 4136 code for a protein of 942 amino acids. Gene Ontology annotation, molecular function: voltage-gated potassium channel activity.
CUAACCAACCAACCAUCCAACCAACCGACCGACCAUUCAUCCGUUCAAGCGUCUUAAUAUUUACAUUUUAUAAAUAUAAUAACAAAACAAUCAUAACUAACCAUACACAUCCAAGACAUUCAACCAACCAACUUACAAAAUGGCAAUACUUUUCUUUUUUUUUUUUGCUAUGACUACAACAACGACAACAAUAAUAAUAUUUUUGCAGAUACACAAACAGACAAGCAAACAAACAUAAAUAAAUAAGACAAGUUUAGUUGUUGGACAGUUGGAUGAAGGUAAAUAAAAUAACAAAAUAAACGACUCUGCAGUAGUAAAAAGUCCCCUUUUGCAAAGUGUACAACGCUACGCGGUACGACAUUUAACAAAAAAAAUAAGACGGACACAAAAUUCGAUUUAUUGCGUGUUGUUCGGUACUAAUAAUAAUAAUAAUAAAUAACUAAAAAACUUAAACUUGAAAAAAAUCUAUAAAGGAAAAAAUUUAUAACAUUUUAAAUAUUUUGUUUUAUUAAAAAUAAACAAAAAGAAAAGAACUAUAACAGCAAUCAGGCAUGGAUAAUUGCAAUUUUGAAAUAUUACUUAUUUGUAGCACAAAAUAGUACUUUUUUUAGGAUUAAAAGUACUUAUUGUGUUUUUGAUUAAGUGAUUGACAAAUCAAGCAAAGAGUAGAAAAAGUAUAACAAAAGUAAACAAAAAAAUUUGCCAUAUUUACAAAAACAAAGAUAACAAAUAUAAAUACAAAUAAAAAAACUCUCCUAUAACCAACCUGAUUAAAAACAACAGCAACUAAACACACACACAUACUCCCAAACAAAUGCAAAGGAAGCAAAAUUGAGAGAAAGAGAAAUUUACAACUUUUGUCUAUUCUAAAAGAAAAAAAUAAACUUAAAAUAACAACAACAAAAAGGAAAAAAUAGAAAAACAACAAUAGCAGAAAAAACACUGCCAGGAGUCUAGAGUAAAGUAAAAACAAACAAAAAACUAAAGGAGGAAGGAAAACCGGACGAAAAGACAAGUAUAAAGAUAGACAGACAAAGUGGCAGACAGACAGCCGAACAGUCUAAAUAGUUAGACCAAUAGACAAACGGAAGGAAAUAAGUUUUGUGCAAUUGAAACCUCUACAUUUGCAAAAGCAAAUAAUAACAAUAACAACAAAUAUAAAAAAUAACAACAUCAGCAACAACUUGACAAGUGACCUAGUGCUAUUUUUUUCUUUUUGCCAUUUAUUAUACCUAUACAUCUGUGACUAGAAAAAUAGGACAUGUAAGCUCAUUUCAAGUCCACCUAAUCGUUUAGCUCAACCGCGAAUGUCACUACUGGGGAAGCCUAUAAAUUAUAAUCGCGGCAAUCAUCGCCGUGAUGUACGGUAUAGAAGACUUCAAAGUCGUGUAUAUAAUUUUCUGGAAAGACCGCGAGGUCUGCCAGCAAUUUUAUAUCAUGUGGCCGUAUUCCUAAUGGUCUUUACCUGCCUUGUUUUAAGUGUAUUCUCGACGAUAGAUGCGUAUGAGAAAGAGGCACUGUAUAUAUUAUUUAGAAUGGAAAUAUUAGUAGUUAUUUGGUUCACAAUGGAGUUUUUCAUGCGGCUGUGGUCAUCCGGUUGUCGGUCACGAUACCAAGGAUGCGUUGGUCGUUUUAAAUUCGUAAAACGACCAUUUUGUAUUAUAGAUAUUAUUACUAUAGUUGCUUCCGUAGUUGUAUUAGGCAUGGGUACAUCUGGCCAAGUAUUUGCCACAAGUGCUUUAAGAGGUUUACGUUUUUUCCAAAUUUUACGUAUGGUACGUAUGGAUCGACGUGGUGGCACCUGGAAACUACUCGGCAGUGUAGUAUACGCACACAGACAAGAACUGAUCACCACUAUGUAUAUUGGAUUCCUAGGCCUUAUAUUUGCAUCAUUCCUGGUGUACUUAAUGGAGAAAGAUGUUAAUGAAAAAUUUAGUAAUUUUGCUCAAGCCCUGUGGUGGGGUGUGAUAACCCUCUGCACAGUAGGCUAUGGCGAUAUGGUUCCUGAAACGUGGCAGGGUAAAUUAAUAGCCUCGUUUUGUGCAUUAUUAGGUAUUUCAUUUUUCGCCUUGCCAGCGGGCAUUUUGGGUAGCGGUUUUGCCUUAAAAGUCCAACAGCAACAGCGUCAAAAACAUAUGAUACGACGACGUCAGCCCGCUGCCUCACUUAUACAGGCCCUAUGGCGUUGCUAUGCAGCCGAUGAACAUUCAAGAUCAGUAGCAACCUGGAAAAUACAUCAAGUAGCUUUACCCAGUCCUCCUGCCUCGUUUUUCCGUAUUUUCAGUUCUGAGUAUUGGGAUAGACUGUUUAAAAAUUUAAUUGAAACUAGAAGAGCCUCAUCUAGUUUUAAGCACAAUGCAUCGUUUGUGGCCCGCCUACCAACCAUCAGACGUUCAAAAGCCCACACUAUGCAAUCGCCGGGCGGUGAUGGCAUCAAAACAGUCGCCACCAAUCGUGUCUCAAGGUAUACGCGCAACAUACGUGAGAUGAAUCAAUCGGUGGAAAAUCUUGCAGCAAUAAGUCCUCACUUUUUGGGGCCACAGCGCAGACAUAGUUCUGUAUCGCUGGGAAAUUUAACAAGUACUCGCAACGAAAAUUUACAACCAAGUCCUUUAACAAUACAAGAGAAUGAAGCGGUCAUGAGUGAAGACUAUAGUCGGAAUACGAUUAUGAAUUGUGAAAGUAGCAGCAAUACGAACAGCGGUAAUAAUGGCAACAGAUCUAAAUUGAUAUUCGGCAAUGUUACCUCUAUACCCAUAGUACUAUGUGGCAUGUUACAGAAUGAUAUAUUCGGUACAAAUUUUAAUAUGUCCACACGACCAAGUCCAUCAAUUUGUGAUGAUAAUACAAGACAACAACAAGAGCAACAACAACAACAGCAGCAGCAACAACCUGCAAGACGUAGAGCCUAUUUUGAUCCACAGCAAUUGGGUGAAGACAAUGAAACCAAUAUUGAUAAUCUUACAGGUCACUUAGAUGAAGGAAAUGAAGAUGAUGAGCCACGCUGCACUCAAUUGACAAAUCAGCACAAGACUGCCAUAAGAUUUAUUAGAAAGUUAAAAUACUUUGUUGCGCGGCGUAAAUUUAAAGAAGCCCUCAAACCCUAUGAUGUUAAAGAUGUUAUGGAACAAUAUGCCGCUGGUCAUGUGGAUUUAUUGGGACGUGUUAAAAAUGUUCAUGCCAGAUUAGAUCAAAUAUUGGGAAAACAGGGUUCAAAAUCAAAAGACGCUUAUGCUUCUAAAAUAAGCUUAGCAUCAAGAGUGGUCAAAGUCGAAAGACAGGUGGCCGAUAUAGAAGAAAAAUUAGAUAUUUUAAUUAAAGCUUACAUGGAGGACCGUCAACGGUUUCAAACUCUUCCCCCUAAUCCUCAGGUCUCUAAACAUUCCAACAACAAUCACCUCCCUAAUCAUGGCCACUGUGGUCUUACUACGAGUAGUAAUAAUCCAACACUAGAUUGGCAAAAUCGCACAGCGAAAACAAAUGAUGCUAUAGUAGCAGCAACAGCAGCGGCGGCAGGAGCAUCAGCAACAACAACAUCAUUAGAUGCAUCAACGACCACAGCAGGGCUGUGCCCCCCUAAGGGGACCAAUGAAUAUACAAAGUCUUCCGAUACCUGUUCAUAUCCUUUAUCAGCCGAUGUUAGACCGGCACGUGUUUAUCAACAGCGUAGUAGUGAUGGUUUCAUAGCCGAUAUAGAAAGUAGAACAAAAAAGAGAGUAACUUUAAGAUCAAUAUCACAACCAUAUGAAAAAGAUAUUCAAGUGGAUGAAGUAGCGAUAACAAUACCAAAUAUUGAAACACAAUCACUUGGCUCUAGUCCUCGGCAAAGGCCGGAAAGUUCUAUAAUAUUAAUAGAUGAAUAUGAAGAUUUGGAAGAAGAAGAUCUCAAUUGUGAAGAAGAAUUCGAUCAAUAUCCAUCAUGGGAAAUUGACAGUGAUGCCGUAGUCGAUGCAGAUGCUGAAGGCGAUUGUGAUGAAACAACGGAAGAUACCGCCUUAUUACACCGACCAACACGUACUGCAAUAGUUAUUACACCUAUUAGUCCCGUAAGCUCCGCACAUAAUCUCCAAAGUAUGGAUGACCAAAAUGCUCCUACAAUCAAUAAAUCAAAUUUACUAUCGCCGGAUUCCGGAUAGCAAUCGUAACAUAUGUAUAUUUUUUUAUUAUCGCUUACAAAUUUAUACUCUUGUGUUCAAACAAACAAACAAA